Astyanax mexicanus (Mexican tetra) is the source of this 1384-nucleotide messenger RNA. Its product is annotated as serum paraoxonase/arylesterase 2. Lineage: Eukaryota; Metazoa; Chordata; Actinopteri; Characiformes; Acestrorhamphidae. Bases 82 to 1149 code for a protein of 355 amino acids. The transcript has 9 exons. The record is from RefSeq and is a predicted model, not a curated record. Gene Ontology annotation, molecular function: arylesterase activity.
UCGCUCGGUUGACGGCGCGCGCAGUCCGUUUGGGAACUUCAGGCGGCGGAGUGAGGAAAUCUGCCCUGCAGAGCGCAGGACAUGGGGAAGUUAGUGUGGCUGUCUGUGCUGGCCGUAGCUUUAGCAGCGCUGGUCGGAGAACGACUUAUUACACUGAGAAAAGUAACACUGGCCUUCAGAGAACUCACCCAGAAUCACCUUCCCAACUGUCAACUGAUAAAGGGACUAGAGUACGGAUCUGAGGAUGUCACCAUACUGGAAAACGGACUUGCCCUCGUGAGCACUGGCUUGAAGUUUCCAGGCCUGCCAAGCAAUCCAGAUAUUCCUGGGAAUAUCCAGCUCAUAGAUCUGCGAGUCGGCGUGAAUCCUGUAGUUCUCCCCAUUAAGGGCAGUUUUGACACUGCUUCAUUCAACCCUCAUGGCAUCAGCGUGUUUACAGAUGAGAAAGAUGGUUCCAGAUAUUUGUUUGUUGUGAAUCACCCACACGGUGGGUCCCAGAUUGAGAUAUUCAGAUUUGAUGAAGAUGAAUAUACUCUCCUGCACAUCAGGACUGUAAAGCAUGAAUUACUGCAAAGCGUGAACGACAUUGUAGCCGUGGGAGUCGACAGCUUCUAUGCCACCAAUGAUUACUACUUCACCAACCACAUUCUGAGGACUUUGGAGCCACUUAUGUCUUUAACCUGGUGCAACGUUGUGUACUACAGCCCUAAUGAAGUUAGGUCUGUAUCUGAGGGAUAUCCUUCAGCCAACGGUAUCAACAUCUCUCCUGACAAAAGGUACUUGUAUGUGUCCGAUAUUCUGAGACACAGAAUUGGUGUGCUGGAGAUUCAGAAAGACCAUUCACUAACCCAUAUAAAAGACGUUGAAGUGGGCUCUAUCCCGGACAACAUUGAAGUGGACCCUGAAUCUGGUGAUUUGUGGAUAGGCUGCCAUCCAAAUGGACUCAAAUUUGUUCUCUGCAAUCCAAAUGAUCCUCCUGGCUCUGAGGUCAUCCGCAUUCAGAAUAUCCACUCUGAGAAGCCGGUGGUGACGGUGGUGUAUGAAGACGACGGUAGCGUGCUCGUGGGAUCUUCAGCGGCUUCUCCCUACAAGGGGAAGCUUCUCAUUGGAACCGUCUACCAUAAGGCUCUCUGCUGUGACCUUCAGUAGAACCCAGCGCUCAGAGUUCAGAGUGUUCAGUGAGUUUGUUCUGCAGAGAGCAGUGAGCCUGUUGGCACAAUACACAGUGUUCAUCAUCUCUAUAAAUGUGAAGAUUUGUACAGUUGUUGUUUACCUGUAACAGUUAUUCACUGUGACAGUUGGUAACAAUUGUUUAAUGUAUGUUCAGUGACAAAAAAAUACAUUGUUUAAAAUGUGAAUUUGAAUAAAUAUAUUUGUUCUUAAA